Messenger RNA from Pararge aegeria (speckled wood butterfly), 1426 nucleotides. RefSeq lists its product as uncharacterized. Lineage: Eukaryota; Metazoa; Arthropoda; Insecta; Lepidoptera; Nymphalidae. The transcript has 3 exons. The coding region runs from base 104 to 865 and encodes 253 amino acids. The record is from RefSeq and is a predicted model, not a curated record.
UCCGUCGUGACCACAGACAAGUGAAUAAAUAUUCGUGACGUCACGUCUUUACAUUUUAUUAGAUGCUAUUUUUCAUUAUUUUAGCUAUUUUUUAAAUAAAGAUAUGAAUUCCAAAGUUUAUAAGUGCUGUGCGGUUCCUCAGUGCAAUAACACAUCAAUAAAAACGCCUAGAAAAUUAUUUGUUUACGUUCCACACAAGAAAACAAUUCGAAAGACGUGGCUUAAUCUUGCACGUCGAGAUCCAUUAUCCAUAAAAAUAAGUUCUAUAAUUUAUUUCUGUGAAGAUCACUUCGAUUUGCCAAAUGAUAUGGACAAUUAUAUGGAGUAUCAUGUGAUGGGAUCAGUAUCACAGGUUCGCAUGAAACCAGGAUGCAUUCCCUCAAAAUUUAAAUGUCAAUCAAAUAGAAGAAAACAAAAAUUUAAUAUAACCGAGCAAACCUAUGUUCACAAGAAACAAAGAAAAUUAUUAAGUGAUGAAUACAAGAUAUAUUUGGAGGAAAGAAGUAAUUACUCUGAAAAAUUGGAAUUUGGAGAAACUUCAUCUGGGAGCUCAGGUUUAUAUGCCAGCAUAGAAAAUAUUAAUCAAGAUGAAAAAAAUAGUAAAGCCAUCAAAACGGAAAUUCAAUUAGUUAACCAGAUGACUUCACCCUUGAGACCUAAUUUCCAAACUGUAACAUCAACAUUAAAAAUAAACAAUGGUAUAUCUACCUCACACAUACCUCCAAACGAAAUAUUGACUAUUGAAGAUCAAUCUGAUAGUGAUAAUUCUUAUACUAGUCUAUCUAUAGCACACAAGGAAUCACCACUAUCAACAGUGGUGCCGAUGGUGUUGUCACGUCUCUUGGCUAAAAUUCGCUAUUUUUAGCUACAAGAUGUGCUCUCAAUUGAAUCAGGUUAUUGGUCUUGAGUUAAGGAGUUCAUAAACAGUGUAAAAUAGAUUUUGAUGAUAUGGGUAAUUUUUGAUAACAGGUGAAUUAAGUUUAGGAAAUAGGUUCUAUAUUAGAACCUUUUCUGAUUCUGAUUUACUAUAAUGACUUUUUAAAAUUAAUCUACAUAAAAUAGAUUCUGACUAUGUUAAAAACUCUUGCUAAAGUGUUACAAUGGUUUAGAGCUAAUAAUUUGUUAGUGAGUUAGUUUUAAACAUUAAUUCACUGUACUAUACUACUUAAUGAGAAAACUGGUUGCGACCACAAUUCAUUUAAUUAAUUUAUGGAAUAAAUCUGAGGUAACAAUAAUGAAAGUAUAACUUAAAUGUACAUAUUUGUUAUAAUAAUAAGAUAAAACGUGAUUAUAUUAAUUUUAAGAUUACAUUGAUAUAAAAAAAGGUAUUUUCAUGAAAGCAUUUUAUUACAUAACCAACCAAACUCCUUUGUUUUAAUAGGCAUGAUGACAGUAACAAAUCAGCUAAAAUAUUGUGUUUUUCUAA